This is a messenger RNA of Suillus bovinus, 1332 nucleotides long. RefSeq lists its product as uncharacterized. Gene Ontology annotation, biological process: DNA recombination; DNA integration. Gene Ontology annotation, molecular function: DNA binding. The record is from RefSeq and is a predicted model, not a curated record. The transcript is spliced from 2 exons. NCBI's taxonomy places the organism in Eukaryota, Fungi, Basidiomycota, Agaricomycetes, Boletales, Suillaceae. Bases 1 to 1332 code for a protein of 443 amino acids.
AUGUCACCAGCGCAAGCAAUCCUGCAGAUGGUCCCUCUCAUGGGCAGUUCCCCUCCUCAGCUCUACUCCUUCCCCCCAUUGUUCUUCCUCAUGAACUCUCCUCCUUCCUCCUUGAUGUCUCCACUGAUUCCUCCCAUGGCAUUGAUGGUCAUGUCUCCCACGAUGUCUCCUGCAACUACUGUCCUCAUGCACUACAUGACCGGUCAACCCACCAGAUCUACAGAGAGGAGUUGUGGCAUUUCUGAGACAGCUGGAAUGAACCGACUGCAACUAUGGCGGCCGUUGCAGGGCCGUGUGCCAUAUGACCACUCUGGAGCGCAUAUUCCCCUGUCCGAAGGUGACUUAAACCGUAUCUUAACUGUCAUUGGUCACUUGUUGGCUAGUGGGACUAAGGAAACAUAUGGUUUGGGAUUACUGGUUUUUCAUGUUUUCUGUGAUGUGCAAGGGAUUCCCGAAGAGCAGCGUGGUCCUGCCUCUUCCCUUCUGAUUUUAGCCUUUAUUGCCAGCUGUGCAGGCAUGUAUUCUGGGAAGACUCUCGAUAACUAUUAUUAUGGGGUGCGUGCUUGGCACCUGCUCCACAGUCUCGUUUGGUUAGCAGAUCCUGCUCAAGUGGCCUCAGCAUUGGAAGGAGGUGCUCGUUUUGCUCCUGCAAAAUCCACACGUCCUAAAUGUUGUCCAUUCACGGUUGCAACUCUUCGCGCCAUUUGUUCCACAAUGGAUCUAUCUGCUCCCCUCGAUGCCGCAGUAUAUGGAUGUCUGGUCACAUCGUUCUUUUGUCUCACUCGUCUUGGAGAAUUUACCUCACAUUCUCUGACUUCCUUCAAUUCUGCGCUUCAUGUGAAGCCUUCUGACAUCUGUUUUGAUGAGGAUUGUCAUGGGCUGAAGGUCACAGUGCUCCACCUACCACAAACCAAAAUGUCAACUAUGGGUGAAGACGUUUACUUUGCACCUCAGUCUGGAGAUGUCGACCCUCACCAUGCACUAUCCAAUCACUUGUUUGUCAAUACCCCCUCUCCUUCUGCUGCAUUGUUUAGUUGGCACCACCAAAAAGGCCUUUGCCCUUUGACUCACUCUGCCUUUUUGAAUUGUCUGGAUCGUGCAGCAACGCAACUUGGGAUGGAGUCCUUGACCAGGCACAGAUUGCAUAUUGGGGGUACAUUAGAGUAUCUACUGCGCAGGGUGCCUUUCGAGACUGUAAAGUCCAUUGGGCGAUGGAAAGGCGAUGCUUUUGUGGGAUAUCUUCAUCAACAUGCCAUUAUUAUGGCACCAUACCUUCAAGAAUCACCUGUUCUUGAGCCUUUUACUUGUUAUGCACUUCCUGCAGUGCGUUGA